This is a messenger RNA of Pisolithus orientalis, 237 nucleotides long. RefSeq lists its product as uncharacterized. The transcript is spliced from 2 exons. The record is from RefSeq and is a predicted model, not a curated record. Lineage: Eukaryota; Fungi; Basidiomycota; Agaricomycetes; Boletales; Pisolithaceae. The annotation marks the transcript as partial.
CAGACCCGUACCCGCUUUGGCGCACGCAAGGCGAACGGCGACGAAAAUGCCACCAGCAAGCACCUGCGCCAGGGAUCAGGCAUCGUUGGUGCCGGCGCGUCGCGCGCAUCCGCCGUCCUCAGUGGACUCAAGGUUGGGCAACAGCGUCCCGCGCUUAAUGAAGUGACCACAACCGCUGUCAAUCGCAAGGAUGUUGCAGGGAAAACUACUGCCAAAGACGGAUUGAAGGACGCCUCC